This is a messenger RNA of Mercurialis annua (annual mercury), 1374 nucleotides long. Its product is annotated as NAC domain-containing protein 2-like. The transcript is spliced from 3 exons. Bases 124 to 1170 code for a protein of 348 amino acids. Gene Ontology annotation, molecular function: DNA binding. The record is from RefSeq and is a predicted model, not a curated record. NCBI's taxonomy places the organism in Eukaryota, Viridiplantae, Streptophyta, Magnoliopsida, Malpighiales, Euphorbiaceae. Gene Ontology annotation, biological process: regulation of DNA-templated transcription.
UCCUGUCUAUUUAUCUCAAAUGCUGUCCGUAUCUGCAUGAAAUUUCACUAUAUAUUCUCUGCACACUGCACUACUCUUACACUUUACAACUACAUUCUCAAUCGUUAAAAAGGCUUAUUAUCAAUGGAAAAUGAAACAAGUUUAAAUUUCCAGUUUCCACCAGGAUUCAGGUUUCAUCCAUCUGAUGAGGAGCUGAUCGUCCAUUACUUGCGAAACAAAGUUGAUUCGCGUCCAUUGCCAGCGUCCAUAAUCGCUGAAAUCGAUCUAUACAAGCACAAUCCAUGGGAACUACCGAAGAAGGCUUUGUUUGGAGAAGAUGAAUGGUACUUCUUCAGUCUAAGGAAGAGAAAAUACCCGAAUGGAGCUAGGCCAAACAGAGCUGCCGGAUCAGGUUAUUGGAAGGCUACGGGUACUGAUAGACCUAUUCUUACUUGUUCUGAAUCAAAGAACAUUGGAGUCAAAAAAGCUCUAGUUUUCUACAAAGGUCGUCCUCUUAAAGGGAUCAAGACAGCCUGGAUGAUGGAUGAGUAUAGACUGCUCGACAGGACGACGAAACCGUCCCGGACGAAAGGAUCCAUGAGGUUAGAUGACUGGGUGCUAUGCCGAGUUAGACAGAGAGGAAGCACGACAAAGAACACAACUGAAGGUCAAGACAGCCAAAAUAGAGACUCGGCUUGGUUCAUACCGGAUAUGGAGGAAACCUGUCGUACAUACAUAAGCUACAAAACUGAUAUGAUCACUAAUUGUUUGAAUCAAGAUUGCCAGGUUUUAGCUUCCAUACUAGCUGGGCAAGCUUUACCUCCUAUUGAAACCGUCUCAGGCGUUAGCAAUCAAGGGAGCAAUAAGGACAACAGUUUUACCUAUCUGGAAGAAGGUAGCGAAAAAUUGAAUUCCUCAAUAACAAUUUUCUCUUCCGACAGUUCUAGUACCCUGAAAAGGAAACCUAAUGAAGAUGUCGGAUUUAACAAACUUCUGUUAUCUGACAAGAAGUUUAGCAACAUCAAUAGAUAUGAGCAUCUUCUACCUAGAGACACAAUACUACGCUGUGAUGAGAACUAUUAUGGCCAAAACCAGUCUCACGACAGCUUCUGCACUCCUAACACGUUUGAUCACGUCACCGGAUUCCUUGAGCUUAAUGAAUUAUCCUUUAGCAGUAAAUAUUUACCGUGAGAAAAACUUUGUAAAAUUCAGACUGUACAGCACAUUGUAUAUAUAGGGGCCAAGAUGGAUAUGCUUCAAGGAGUGGACAAUAAAUCAACAUAUAUAGUCCAUAGCUAAUUGCACAUCAAAGCACUAGCAUGUAGUUAAAAAUCUAAAAAUGCAGUUUACUACAAUUUGCAUCUUAGAUAAUGCAAACAAAUAAAUGUUCAUGCA